Messenger RNA from Ectocarpus sp. CCAP 1310/34, 1911 nucleotides. The record is from the annotation of a GenBank genome assembly. NCBI's taxonomy places the organism in Eukaryota, Phaeophyceae, Ectocarpales, Ectocarpaceae.
AUGAGUCAGCCUUCUGUCGAUACCCUCGGCCCUCUCUCAACCGUGAACGUCAGAUUCAUCGUGGACAAGGACGAAGAACGCUCGGAGGUGAAGGUGCAGGAGGGUCCCGAAGGGUUCCCGUUCCUGUACGGCGAGGAAUACAUCUUCAAGUACAGCUUCAAGCCUAUUGAGGACAUGAAAGUCGCCACCCGCUUUACCCACCUCGGCCAGCUCAAGGGCUCGGCGGGUGGCUACAUGAUCAAGGGCGACCCGAUCUACUCCCUCACCGCCAACAAGCACGGGCUGCACGUUCGCUUCAGCAACUUGGAGACCAUCGAAGACUACCAUGACGGCUUGGACAUGCCGCUGGAUUGGGAUGCCGUCACGGGGGAGUGGGUGCACGUGGAGAUCAUCACCACCUUCGGGAAGUCCAUGGUGGUGAACAUCUCAGGAGCCGUCAGCGGAACGGCUGUCUGGCCGAGUGACCUCAAGCCCGUGGCCUGGCACCGCGACUCCGAAAUGGUCCGGAUGAAGCUGGGUCUCUACCAUUCCAUUCACAAUGUUCAUGACCAGGAGGUCAUCUACCAGGACAUCUCGAUCGAGGGACCGAACGGGAUCAUCCGGACGAGCCCUCCCUCGGACAUCCACAUCCACUCGUGCAGCACCUUUGGCAGUUGCUCAGUGUCAGGCACCACGUGCCCGCCCUCCAGCGGCAGUACGAUCGACUGGAACUGCAUGUUCGGCGUCGGCUCCCUGGCGGAGGUCGAGGCUCGGGGAGGGAAGCUGGUGUCGUGUCCUUCCGGCACGGACGCUGAGCCUUGUUCGAGGUUCAUCGUUCCCAAGGAGAAAGAGCGCGCAGAAGUCUUGGCGCAGAAGGGCGUCGGGGGUUUCCAGUUCGCGAAGGGAAGGAACGGUUGGCCAUCGGUGAUGGGUCUUGUGCCGAAAAAUGUCCCGUCCUCUCGAGGACGCGUGGUCAAUGGUCUAACCGCUAAGGCAUGCAUAACAAAACGAGUACGCCCCCCCGGUUUCCUGCCACACCCUAAAGGCGAGACGUACAUCUUCAAGUACAGCUUUAGGGCGAAGGACGGCAUGAAGGUCUCCGGCUCCUCCACCCGGUUGGGUCAGAUGAAGGGCGUUUCGGGCGGCUUCCAGCUCAAGGGAAACCCCCUGUUCUCCGUCACGGCCAACAACAACGGGAUCAACGUCCGCUUCAACAACGAAGACGACGACAACGUCGAGGGUAUGGACGAGUUCCUGAGCUGGGAGGACGCCACAGGAGAGUGGGUUCACGUCGAAAUCCAGACGACCUUCGGGAAGUCCAUGGAGGUCUACUUCUCGGGCGCGGUGAAGGGUAAGGCGGUGUGGCCUUCCAGCUACAAGCCCGUCGCCUGGAGCGACGACGCCGACACGAUAAUGUUCAAGCUCGGCCUCUACCACAUCAAGAACAAGGUCGCCGACGGGGAAGUGGAGUACAAGAACAUCUCCAUCCAGGGUCCCAACGGACUGCUCAGGACAAGCUCCGUCGGCGACAUCAACCACGGCCCCCCCCAGGGCAUCACGUCCCUCGGGUGUGCGAAGGACGCCCGUCACGACCGCCUGCUGGACAACAUCUACCGCUUCGAAGACUUGACGCCCGAGUGCUGGUGCGGCACCGGUGCUGGCGAGGACGUCGAGGACAUGUUCCGUCACGGCUCGGCCACCUGCAACAUGGCGUGCUCCGGAGACAAGGACAAGACCUGCGGAGGUCCGUGGGCCAUGUCUCUGUACCAGCACGGCAGCGCCAGCCCCGUCGACAUCCCGGAGGGAACCAGGUACCUCGGCUGCUUCAAGGACAACCGGUUCAACCGGGCGCUGUCCAAGAAGCAGACGUCGAGCAACGACUUGACGCUUGAGGGACGUCACGUUGUUGUGCGAAACGACGCCGAGCGAUAA